AUGAUAUCUCUUACCAAUAUGAUCAAUUGUGUGAGAGAAAAUAGAAGAUUAGUGCCAUUCUUCAAAGCAGUGUUCAUUUACUUUGCUUUGAGUUGUGAGGCGGACGGGCCUCCCUCAGCAUGGGCGGCGGCAUUCAAGUGUGCCCCGGUGAUGUGCUUGAUGGCAUGCGUUGCAGGCUGCGGGUAUGGCUGGUAUGCGCGUUUCGUGGCACUUGGGCUGGGGCUUUCUGCGAUAGGAGAUGCAUUGCUCGUAUGGCCGCAGUACUUCUUGCCGGGAAUGGGCGCAUUCGCCGUGGCGCAUAUUGCCUAUAUCUUGGCUUUUGGGUGGAAACCGCAAAGUUACCUUACUCUAUAUGUCAUUUACGAAGGAGUUUCAUUGUACAUUCAAGCUAUCUGCCCUCCGGCCUCAUUAAGUGUCCUGGUGCAAGGAUACGCGCUACUGCUCACUACCAUGACAUGGCAUGGCAUAGUGCGCAAGGGUAUCCAGCGGUAUGGUGUGCUGCUUUUUUUAAUAUCUGAUGCCAUCCUGGGGUAUAGCCUGUUUAGGGGAACUGUUCCCUACAAACAGGUCAUUGUGAUGUCUACUUACUACUCAGGCCAGUUUUUCAUUGCAAUGAGCGCGCUUCAGAGACCACAGAGCGCAGUUGUUACUAAUUAA
Molecule: messenger RNA, 657 nt
Organism: Leptosia nina
Lineage: Eukaryota; Metazoa; Arthropoda; Insecta; Lepidoptera; Pieridae
Source: the annotation of a GenBank genome assembly